Pygocentrus nattereri (red-bellied piranha) is the source of this 3344-nucleotide messenger RNA. It is a transcript of the gene hcar1-4, whose product is annotated as hydroxycarboxylic acid receptor 1-4. Lineage: Eukaryota; Metazoa; Chordata; Actinopteri; Characiformes; Serrasalmidae. Gene Ontology annotation, cellular component: membrane. Gene Ontology annotation, molecular function: G protein-coupled receptor activity. The record is from RefSeq and is a predicted model, not a curated record. The transcript is spliced from 3 exons. Gene Ontology annotation, biological process: G protein-coupled receptor signaling pathway. The coding region runs from base 1677 to 2639 and encodes 320 amino acids.
ACCAAGACAGACUGUAGGCUAAUAUUUUACCCUGACAAAGUAAACCAAACCAGAUAAGUUGGUUUCCUUUGUCAGCUCUGUCAACGUUUCAGCAAGCAAAUAAAUAUCAGAAGAAAUUAUUUACAUUUGACUCUCUGCAUUUAAACCAAAGCGUAGUGGGUUUUUUUCCUUCCCUUUUUUUCUUUGGAAACUCUACCGUGUCUUAAUCCUGGGAUUUCCGAAAUAUGACGACAACGACUGCUGGAGUGGCUGUGUAGAGCAUGCUGGGACCUGGAGGCUUGCUGAAGAAGCCAACUUCAGCUUCAUUAGACAUUAUUUUGCAGUCUUUUCCAUAAACUUCCAAGUUUUUGGGUCGUUUUUUAUGUGGUGUAAUCUAAAUUCAAUUCGAACUAGUGGCUGUUUUUCUGACUUGUUUAGGACUCGGGAUUUAACCUUAGACUUGCCUGUACUCGGAACUUGAAUUGAGACUCUUGAAACUGUCUUGACUUGCGACUUGACUCGGAACUCGAGUACCAAAACUUGUUGCUUCCAAAUGAAUGACUUGUUCCCACCUCUUGUGUUGCGUACCUGAACAUCUCAAGAAGCCAAAGUCACUCGGGAACCUCUGAGUCUCUGCGCUAGUUACAAACGACGGGUGCUGAUAACAAGGCUUGACGCAAUGGCGGAUAGCAACAAUUGCCACGAUGUGAUUGGAGGGCUGAGGAAACUAAGGCGGAGCUUGGCCGAGAGCGCAAGGAUUUUCAUUGGACAUAAUCAAAUCAAAUAUUACCGUUUUUAAAAUGCAGCACAAUGAAAAUCCCAUCUGCAUCUGGUUAGUUAGCCUUGCUAUACUCAUGGCUCAUUAGAGCGCUAGUGUUUCUAUAUUAAAUCUCUCUGGACCUCAGUGUCCUCAUUGUUAGUUACUGCCAUGCUCAUUUUGCAUGAGUGGGGAAAACACCCUUCUUGCAAUAUUGCACUGAUUGCAUGUUUCUUGUAGAAUCGAUUUCUUAAUUAAUUUCCUUAAAAGUGAUAAAUAGCUACUACCUUGGAAUAUCACAGAGUGCCUGAUGGAUUAUACUCCAAUUAAGAUCUCUUUAAGGCCAUUAAAAUUCUUCCUGAACAUUCCCAGGGUAAAAUAUUAGAAAAGCGUGGAACGUUGUGUCGUUCUAGUACUCAAAUCAGACGCCCUCUGUAAAUAAUUUAAUAAAUACUUGACCAUGCAAAGAACCGUUUAUGCAUGCACUGGUUCUUUGAGUGUUCAUGUUUCUAUAUACAACCAUGGUCUUUGUUAAAGAACCCAUGAACCUUGUUUAUUUAAAGAGUUUUUAAAGAUUCAUCAUCAAGAUUCAUCAAAUUCAUUUCAUAAUCCUACAUUAGAACAUGUCAAUUCUGAAGGUGCAGUUCUGAGAGUAGACACAUUAAAGUAAUAGGCUACCCCUUCAUUCAAUUUCAGUUUGAAAAAGAAUGUCAGUUACCAUAGGCUACAAUUUUAUACAUAACUUUAAACAUGUCAAAAUGAUGUUAAGCAGAACUUAUUACACUUUUUGCCUUGUAAUUACAUUUUGUAUACUCAGACUUGUUGUUUAUAUUUUGUGACAUUUUUGCCAAUCAUUUUAUAUUAAUUGAAAAUGUGACAGUUUAGGGACUGAUGUCGGAGCCUUGCUGCUGUUUACAAAGUGAAGUCAACGCUGCGCAACAUGAGCAACAACACCACUUGCAUGGAAGCUCAGGACUUUGUAGCCUCUACGUUAGCACCGAUGCUGAUAUUGGAGCUCAUCUUGGGAAUACCAGGAACCAUCUUAGCGUUAUGGAUCCUUGGUUGCAAGGCUCCCUGGAAGCCCAGUACGGUUUACCUCCUUAACCUGGCGCUGGCUGAUGUUCUGCUGCUCAUUGGCCUUCCCUUCCACAUUGACAGCGUGAUCCGUGGAAGUUGGAUUUUUCAGGAUGUCUUCUGCCGCAUCACCUUGUUUAUGCUGUCAGUUAACCAGUCAGCAAGUAUUGCCUUCAUGACACUUAUGGCAGUGGACCGAUUCUUCAGGAUAGUCUACCCACACCACACCAUUUGCAACCUAAGCAUUCGGAGCAUAGUAAGAAUCAGCUGUGUGGUCUGGAUUGCUGUGGUGACGCUUCGUCUUCCUCUGCUAGUGACGCAGCUCUUGAGAUCAUAUGAGAACUUAUCUGUGUCUCUUUGUUAUAAUAUUUACAUGUGGACAGAGUCUGGACUAGGAAUGAAGGUUCAUAAUUUUCUCUAUGUGGCGGAAUUUAUCCUGGCCUUCAUGUUGUUACUCUUUUGCUCUGUGCGUAUCUAUUACCACAUACGUGAUAACACCCGACUCAGAGAGCAUCGCAGAGUUAAACGGACAGUAAACCUUCUUCUGACUGUUGUGAUCAUGUUUACCUUCUGCUUCAUGCCCAGUUAUAUCACAGGCCUAGUGGCUCUCUUCCUCAAAGAUGUCUCCUCAUGCUCUCCAUAUCUAGUGGUGGGCAAGCUGUUCAGUGUGUCUGUAAUCCUCGCCUACUUAAACUGUGCUCUAGACCCCAUCCUCUACUGCUUAUCAAACGCUGGUUUCCGUGAUACAUUGAAAGGAGUGGCCAACUCCACUGGAUUCACCAAGUUUAAACUGAGUGUCAAGGAAACCAGAUCACCUAGACAUGCCUAGAGAACUUAUUAUGACCAACUGUGCAAUUUAAAGUGUCAGUAUUGUGAAGUAUCACAUUUGCAUACAUUUUUAUUUAAAGGGUCUACACACUGUUAGUUCCUCCUUCCUUCAUACUUUUUAUUUUUCCCACUUAUAAUUGUGUGUUUUUACAUAUCAAAACCACCACGUGACCAUUUUCCAACCUCACUUCAUCCCUUAGAAUUAAACAGGUGGUUUUUGUUACUGUGCAUUUAACACUGAUAUGUGUACGGCCUCUGUUGUAAUUAGCUGCCUUGUAUUGUGCUUUAUUCAAAAAAGCAGUUUGAGCUGUGAAGCUUCUUAUAACUUAAACAAGAAUGGGUGGAGCUAAACUGAUGUAAGCUGAAUAAGCAGAUAUAUGUAAAAGUGUGGGUUUUUCAUGGCAUCACAACAACUGAAAUAAACAUUAGAUUCCAUAUAUAGAUCAUAUAAAUUGGGGGGGGGGGUGGUAUGUUUGGACUUACAAUACUUACAUAUUUGAUACAUUAAAAAAAAUAUGGGCCUUUUUAACUAAAGUACAAAUGUGUAAGGUUAAAUAUUGUUUUCACUGUCAUUUUUGUCUUCACUGUCCCACUGUGUUGUUUGGAAAUAUACAAAAUAUCUUGCUGUUAAAAAUUUAUUUUUUUUCACUUGUUGGAUUAUGAUGAAUAAAGAUUAACUAAAAAAAAUUAGUCUAAUUAUGCGCAA